AUGCGCCACGAGCCACUGCCAACCAAGCUUGACGAAGCGGCGGUUCGAGACCGCUCUGUCGGCAAGAGGGGCCAGUUCCCGCCGCGGUCCGUGCCGAUGCACUCGACCUUACCAGACUGUCGAGGCAUGACAUUCAAGGAAAAGGACGAGCUGGGCCAUCGGUCGUUUGUCCGGCGGCUGCGAGAAGGCCAUGUGCGGAUCACGAUGAUGCCGCACAGCCACACGGGCUACGAACGCAUGCGCGUGCGCAUGGACGUCGAAGAGACAGCUCUGUCGUGGACUCGUACCGCCUCCGACACGGCUUCGGACGACGACACGAUGGUGCUGGACUCGGUCGUUUCCAUCGUCCCUUGGAAGCGAAUGCACUCGUCAAGGAUGCCGACCAAGGCCGAGCUGCGCAUGGGGCACCACGGAGUCUAUCAUGGUGUCAGUGUCGCAUACAACAACGCCGACGCUCGCCACGUGAUCCUGCUCUGUCAUGGCGAGGGCGAGCAAGCGCAGUUGGUUGCAGCCGUUCGAUCGCUCGUCCAUGCAGCUCUCAUGCGUGGGGUCGUUGGACCUGGUAGCGUGUUGUCGGGCCCGAGACGAGAAGAAGCUGAUGCCCCACAUGAGACCAAGGACGUGCCACGCACCAAGACAGCGUCGGCGACAGAACGAGUCCGCCGAACCAUCGAAACGAUGGGCCACCGCUUGGCUACGUAUGCCAAGUCGAGCCUUACCUCCUUGAGACGGAACGGAACGGCAAUGUAA
Messenger RNA from Aphanomyces invadans, 750 nucleotides. RefSeq lists its product as hypothetical. The coding region runs from base 1 to 750 and encodes 249 amino acids. The record is from RefSeq and is a predicted model, not a curated record. Lineage: Eukaryota; Oomycota; Saprolegniomycetes; Saprolegniales; Verrucalvaceae. The transcript has 3 exons.